UGUGUCAGUGUACCGGAAACCACGGUAGCACUGGGAAACGAAUAAAUUCCCAGUGUACAGCCCACAAUGGACGAGAGAGAGAGAGAGAAAGAGAAAGAGCGUGUGUGUGUGUGGGGGGGAAAUUUCACAAGUGACGCGACCUCGCACCUCUCCAGAACGGACACUUACUAGAACUCUGCUUAUACCGCGCGCGCGAGCAAUUUUGAUUAUAACCGGAGGACCGAACAGUGUCUGCUUUAAAAAACUGUGAACGGUGUCUGCUGUAAAAACAAUCUCGGGGAGGAAACAAACAAAACAAAACGAAAAUUAAACUGAUUUUCAAGAACAGGAACUUUUAUCACCCAGAAGAUGUUGGAGAUCUUUUUAGUGAUGCUGUGUGGACUGACGAGCCGAGUAGUGACCAAAGAUGCAGACAAUAAAGGAAGGUUCAGCUCUCCAGUACUGAAUGUAACUGAACGACAGAUCAUCCUGGAGAAGAACCAGAUGCUGCAGCUGAACUGCAGGGGGCGAUGGGAGCUGGAGUGGGUGUACCCCACGGGUGUGAGCAAGAGCCACCCAAGUGCCCGUGUAGAAGAGACUCGUUGUGGCAAGCGGGAAAACCAGUACUGCAGCAGCCUUAUCCUCAGCCCUGCCUUAGCCCAGCAUACAGGCUCAUACCGCUGCCGCUAUUCCCACAAGCAGCACAAACACACCUCUGUCUACAUCUUCAUCACAGAUAGCCGGCAGCCCUUUGUAAAGGUGCAGAAAGAGAUCCCAGACGUGGUCUACAUGAAGGAAGGACAAGACUUAGUGUUCCCCUGCAGGGUCACUAACCCUGAAACAAAAGUCUCAUUGAUCAAAUUUCCUGACCGAAAAAUUGGCACCGAUCAGAGGAACAUCAUUUGGAAUAACAGAAAGGGCUUUGUUAUCCGAAGCCCCACGUACUUCUACAUUGGCCUUUUUUCCUGCGAAACCAUCAUCAAUGGAACAAAAUACACCAACAAGUUCUUGACUUACAGACCAGUGAAUAAGAUCCAAAAGGUAUAUCUGAACAGCACUGGCUUGGAACAGGCUCUGCAAGGCGAGCGGCUGGCCUUAAACUGUACCGUUAUAGCUGAGUUUAACUCGAGAGUGAACAUCAACUGGAGUUACCCUGGAAAGGCCAAUAGUACGGUCUCAAUCAUUCGGCGUAUAACACAGAGCAGGACCAACGUGGUGUUCUACAGCAUUCUCACUGUCCAUAAACUGCACAAGGCUGAUAAAGGAAUGUACACGUGCCAUGUAACAAGUGGACCAGCAAAGCGGGAAGUCAACACCUCAGUUAUAGUUUAUGAUAAGCCCUUCAUCAAGUUAAAGCAUAGAGAUGGUCCACUGGUACAGGUGAAUGCAGGGCAGAAAUCCUUUCGCCUGUCCCCCAAAUUACGGGCUUUCCCUGAACCUGAAGUCAUCUGGUUGAAAGAUGGGACGGUGGCGGCUGAGCAGUGUUCACGUUACCACGUAGAAGGCAAUUCCCUGGUGAUUCGAGACGUUGCAGAGGAGGAUGCAGGGAACUAUACCAUCCUCACUCAAAUCCAACAGUUUGGCCUUCGUCAGAACCUCACACUCUCACUUGUUGUGAACGUUAAGCCUCAGAUUGCAGAGAAAGCUGUGGCAGUGCGGGACACAGCGACCAUGCCACGGUCCAGCAGGCAAGUCUUCCGCUGCACCGUUCACGGCAUCCCGCCACCUCAAAUCCAAUGGCUCUGGCAUCGCUGCCCUACUAAAGGCUUAUGCGAGGAGCUGGUUUCCUCGUCCUGGACUGCAGUGAGAGAGGGGGCAGCAGUCACGUCCACCUACAAUCCCGUACUGAGCGUCACACACGUACAGGAAGUGUUGCAGGGAAAGAAUAAGACCAUUGGUAUUUUAACAGUUGGCAAGGCAUUAAUAUCUGGCGUCUAUCGCUGUGUGGCUUCCAACUCAGUGGGUACAGAUGAACUGGACAUCCGCUUCUAUGUUACAGACGUCCAAGGAGGCUUCAGCGUCUCUGGGGAGUCCGAGGAAGGGCCAAGAGAGGGCAGAGACUAUCACCUGUCCUGUGUAGCCAAUAAACACCUGUAUUCCAACAUGUCAUGGCACAGAGUGACAGGCAGCUCAGCAGGUAUGGUGGAGGGUCCACCUCUGGUUGGAGAGCUGACGGAGGGAGAAUACUCGCUCACUCUGCGCUUGACGUUGACGAACCUGACAGCGCAAGACUCUGGGACUUACCGCUGCUCUGCCACACACCUGGUCACGAUGCAGGACUCCCAUCAGGAUAUACUCGUGACAGUUGCAGUUCUGGAGGCUCCAGUGUUGCUGCAGAACCUCAGCGAUUGCAGUGUGAACAUCAGCAACUCGGUGACUCUACAGUGCCCCGCCAGUGGAGUGCCACGACCUCUCGUCACGUGGUACAAGGACCGGAGGAAGCUCAAGCAGGUGUCUGGCAUCAUGCUGGAGCCGGAAGAUGGCACUCUCCACAUUGACCGCAUCGCUGUUGAGGACGAGGGCUUGUAUACAUGUCAGGCCACCAACGAGAGAGGAUCUGUGGAGAGCUCGGCUUACGUUUCAGUCGAAAAUUCUGAGUCUUUCUCUCUGGAGAUCCCCACAUUAGCCUGCACUUGUGUGGUGGCCACUCUCUUCUGGCUGCUCCUAACGCUGCUCAUUCGCAAGCUCAGACAGCCAAAUUCAGCAAAUGGCAAGACAGAAUACCUGCCAAUCAUCCUGCACCAGGGGGAGGGGCCUCUAGAUGAACACUGCGAUAGGCUACAGUAUGAUGCCGAAAAGUGGGAGUUCCCACAGGAGCGUCUUCAGCUGGAAAAGCCACUGGGACGAGGGGCAUUUGGCAAAGUGAUGCAGGCGUCCGCUUUUGGCAUCGGCAACUCAACCGGCUGCACCACCGUGGCUGUCAAAAUGCUCAAAGAGGGAGCCACGCCAAGCGAGCACAAAGCACUAAUGACAGAGCUGAAAAUCCUCAACCAUAUCGGACAUCACCUCAACGUAGUUAAUCUCCUUGGUGCCUGCACCAGACCAGGAGGGCCUCUCAUGGUCAUAGUGGAAUACUGCAAGUAUGGAAACUUGUCCUCAUACCUAAGGAGCAAGAGGGACGUGUUCAUGCUGAACAGGGUGAAUGGAGAAGAGGAAAGGGGACAGCAGGAUGAGUGUAAGAGCUGUGUGGAGAACCAGAGCAGUCAGAAAGUCAGCUCUGAGAUAGAGGGUGAGAGAAGAGAGGAAAAUGAGGAAGACAAUGGUUCUGUCUCGUGCUCGAACACUCCUCUACACUUAGAGGACCUGAUUUCCUACAGCUUCCAGGUGGCCAGAGGCAUGGAGUUCCUUGCCUCACGCAAGUGUAUACACCGAGACCUUGCUGCCCGAAACAUCCUGCUAUCUGACAACAACGUGGUGAAAAUCUGUGACUUUGGGCUGGCCCGAGACCUUUACAAAGAUCCUGAUUAUGUGCGCAAAGGAGAUGCUCGCUUACCGCUGAAAUGGAUGUCUCCGGAAUCGAUCUUCGACAAGGUCUUCACCACUCAGAGUGAUGUGUGGUCUUACGGUGUUCUGCUCUGGGAAAUCUUCUCACUUGGGGCGUCCCCGUAUCCAGGACUCAACAUUGAUGAGGAGUUUUGCCACAGACUGAAACAGGGAACUCGAAUGCGUGCCCCAGAAUACAGCACCCCUGAAAUCUACAACACUAUGCUGGUGUGCUGGGAGAGAAACCCGUCAGACAGACCCACCUUCACUGAGCUGGUUGGAACGCUAGGAGACCUUCUCCAGGCUCGUGUGCAACAGGAUGGGAAGGAUUACAUCCCCUUGAACACGUUUUUGUCAGGAGAGAGUGGUGCAGAGUAUCUGGAUUACAGAGACACACAGCAAGGAAACCCGAGCUACAUCAAUACCAGAAUCGAUACUGUCUCCACGUUUGAAGAGGACCUGAACAGAGAAGUCCCAGAAGAUUCCCAGUCUGACAGUGGCAUGGUUCUCCCAUCUGAAGAGUUCAUCCAGCUGAAAUGGACUGACAAGUUCAAAACUAAAAACAUAACCAGGUUCUUCUUGAAAAGCCAGCACCAGGAGAGAAUGUUAGCCAGUUCAGCACUCCGCUGUGUGAGCGGCGUCCCCUGUGGCUGCGGAGAGAACGACGACACUGCCGUCCCCUGUGGUGCACCUCCUCCUGACUACAACACUGCUUUGCUCUACCCUUCUCUUUAACACACACACACUCCUAAAUAUAUGACUGGGCAUUCAAUUAGUGAGUUUAUAGACACGUUUAUAACUGGGGGUUUUUAACAGGAUGAAACAUUCUGAACUGAACAUUCUGAAAGAACACAUUUUUCAUAAUACUUCACUGUUGAAUGCUUUUGCACAAAUUAUUUUUAAAAAAUAAUGCAGCUCUUGGACUCAUUUGCUUUAAACAAUUUAAUGAUUAUCCUCAUAUC
Ictalurus furcatus (blue catfish) is the source of this 4424-nucleotide messenger RNA. RefSeq names its product fms related receptor tyrosine kinase 1 (gene flt1). The coding region runs from base 349 to 4197 and encodes 1282 amino acids. The record is from RefSeq and is a predicted model, not a curated record. Gene Ontology annotation, biological process: multicellular organism development; positive regulation of kinase activity; vascular endothelial growth factor receptor signaling pathway. Gene Ontology annotation, cellular component: plasma membrane; signaling receptor complex. Lineage: Eukaryota; Metazoa; Chordata; Actinopteri; Siluriformes; Ictaluridae. Gene Ontology annotation, molecular function: vascular endothelial growth factor receptor activity; ATP binding. The transcript is spliced from 30 exons.